GUAUAAGUUUCAAAAGUUUAAAUGCGUUCCAAUGUAAAUUGUUUAUUUUCUAAAAAGGUUUUUCUUUUAAAAUAAAACUUCUUUUUUAUCAUUUUUAAUUCUCGCAUAGAACUAGAAGAGGGACAAAUGGUAAUUGGAGUUGUGAGUUGAAAGGAUUUUCAAGGGAUUAACUUUGACUGGCGUGUACAUAUCUUCUCAAAAGGCUUUCUUCAAAGAAUAAGACAAUGUUCUUAUACCCAGUGUUGUAUGUUACGAUACUAAAAGCUGUUAUGUUGAAUCAAGUUUUUGCUGAUGAUAUCUGUAACAGCACAUACUCCAGUAGGAUCGGUUUACAGUGCUUUCAUUGUGGACCUGGUUACAAAGCAGUUGGUGACUGUGUCCAAAAUUCUACUCGUGCCAUAUGUGAGAAAUGCCAGGAUGGAACAUAUCAACCAGAAUGUACUGCCUACAACGAAACCGUUCGUUGUAGAAACUGUACAACGUGUGAUGUUUAUAAAGAAAACUGCACUUUAAUAAAAGACGCUGUAUGUGAAACAGAUGGUAGCGGUAUGAGUACUAAACAACUUAUUGCAGUGUUGAUAUUUGGAACAGCAGGUGGACUAUAUGUAGUAAUGCUUUCCUGUUUAGCGAUUGACAAAAUAUAUCGGAGAUUAAAACGUAAUUCAACAGAUGGUCAAACUGGACUUUCACAAGACAAUGCGUAUGACACGGAUCAAAGAAAUAGUUUUACUGUUGAAAAAGUUUCCGACGACAAAUCAAGAAGGACAGCACACAAAGGGUCAUUAAAAAUCUACAGUCAGACCUCAUUAAAUGACUUAAGUGGUCUGCAAAAGGAAGUUAAACCAAUGGAGGGCAUUUUGGACAACGGACACUUCCAGCAAGAUUCUUCGAACAUUUCGGAGAGGUAUUCAAUUAAACGAGAUGAUUAUGGUAUGUCAUACAUCGGUGAUAAUGAUUCAUUUAUUGAUAAAAAGGGUUUUAGAAGCAAAAUAACCUUAAAACCAUUAGAAUCAUUUGAAAACAGUGAAGAUGAAGUUUAUGUUUCCAAAGAAACAACACCACAAAGUCUCUGCCAGAAUAAUAAUUCUGAAUAUGAUGUAGAUGAUUGCCAUAAAACAAAAUCACCGAAAUCCAACGAAACUGAAAGACAAAUAGCUUUGGUAUAUCCAUAUGAUGGAACAAAGAGUAAUGAUUGCAAAGAGGUUGAACAUACAGAUGAUGGAUUACAACUUAGAACAUGGGAAAGGAUUCAGGUAGCUGGAGACUCUUACAAUGUACAAGAGGGCUCAGAAAACAAAAGCCAAGAAAACCAGUUAUGUCCCGGAGCAGAAGACCAAUCAUUAUCUCUCAAGGAUCUCAAUAAGGAUACCCCUGAAGUUCAAAUAGACUGGACAAAAGUUUUCUUAAAGUUAUCAAAAUCGUUUUCUGCAACAUGCUGGAAAUUAUUUGCAUAUGAAUUACUCAGUAAUUGCAAGAAGAUGGCUAGAAGCGUUCAUGAUACAGUUGAUGAAAUUGAGUUAGAAGCAAGGAAUCAGCAUACAGCGGGUUGGGUCAUUCAUGCGUAUUUAAAAGUAUUCAAUAAAUGGCUUAACAAUCUAGGAAACACAAGGGCAACCUUUGAACACAUCAAAAAUGCUGUUACAAGCGCCUUUGAUGCAAAAGAGGAUAUAAAAAUGGUUGAAAAUAUCGAAAGGAACCCCCCAAUGAAAGAGGCAACGCCAAUGUGUUUCCCUAUAGUCCCUUACAAAUUAGACCGAACAAUUGGCAGCAACUUUGCACAUUCUCAACAGGUUAUGACCUUACAUGAUGAUGAAGUACAAGGCAACUCUAAUUGCGCAAGAGGAAUCCUUGUCAGUUCAAGUGAAACUCGUAGUUACGAAUUGGCUCAUUGCCCGUACUGUUCUAGGUAUACUUCAAACGAAAUAUCCAAUCGGGAGGAAACUUUAGUACAAUUAAACAAAGCAAGUAUUGCAACUAAAAACAAUACUUAUGAUACAAGUAUUACCGAGCAAAUAAGAAAACGAAAGGAAGAUCAAUCAACUACUCAGCAAAAUAAACGGAUUGCAUAUGAAAAGUAUAUUAUUGAAAAUGCCAGACAUAAUCUGCUUUCAGAUUCCAUGCCAAUUCGCCAAAAUGAUUAUGACAUGUUUAUGGAUUUUGUUAUAGACCUUAUUUCUAACGAAUGUCAUGUAAGCAAAGAAGGAGUAUUAUCCAUUACAUACGAAGGCUUCUGUAAAGCCCACCAAACAAAAACAAAGGAAAAUGAAACCUUAUAUAUAAUAAAAUCGGGAAAGACAAAUCUUUGUAUUGGAAAAGAGGUAUUCGAGGAUUUAGCUGUUUACGGUAAUGUCGCACGACAAAAGCUGCUAAAACAUUUGGAUGAAAAGAAAAUUGAAUGUGAUAACACCACGUUAUUGUUCAUCAAAUUUGAACAAAUGAAA
Ruditapes philippinarum (Manila clam) is the source of this 2441-nucleotide messenger RNA. RefSeq lists its product as uncharacterized. Lineage: Eukaryota; Metazoa; Mollusca; Bivalvia; Venerida; Veneridae. The record is from RefSeq and is a predicted model, not a curated record. The transcript has 14 exons. Gene Ontology annotation, molecular function: protein binding. The annotation marks the transcript as partial.